Messenger RNA from Passer domesticus (house sparrow), 3981 nucleotides. It is a transcript of the gene IKZF3, whose product is annotated as IKAROS family zinc finger 3. Lineage: Eukaryota; Metazoa; Chordata; Aves; Passeriformes; Passeridae. The coding region runs from base 538 to 2211 and encodes 557 amino acids. Gene Ontology annotation, molecular function: RNA polymerase II cis-regulatory region sequence-specific DNA binding; DNA-binding transcription activator activity, RNA polymerase II-specific. The transcript is spliced from 12 exons. Gene Ontology annotation, biological process: regulation of transcription by RNA polymerase II. The record is from RefSeq and is a predicted model, not a curated record. Gene Ontology annotation, cellular component: nucleus.
UCAGGGCUGAGGGCGGGAAGGGCGGGGUGUCCCCGCCGGGGUCCCUCGCUCCUUCUCCGCUCCCUCGCCCACACCCCGCGCUUUUUGUACCGUUUUAAAAACAUUCUGCUUCCUCGCCAGCACUUCACUGAGGUUUUUAAAGUAUUUAGUUUAGUGGGGAGGUGUUUUUUUGUUGUUGUUGUUUUCUCGCUUUCAGGCCCCUGAGGCGCUUGGCAGUGAAGGACGGCCCUGGCCACCCCCUCCGCGCCUGUUGUCACCCUUCAGCCCCACAUCGCUCCUCCACAGUGCGCAAGCAGGGAUACAAAAGCACUCCAGAAUCUGCUGACAGGGCACGGAGGAUCCUUGCAUUUGACUGCCCUGCACACUCCAAGACACUCAAGACCAGAACGGUGGCCAAGCCUCUGGAAAUUAGCAAAAUAGAAAUAUGUAGAGAGAUUUCCAGGAGUGCAGAGUCAGGUAAAGGACCUGUUGCAGGGCUCUGGAGAGCCUGCAGAACACAAUUUCUGUCUCUGAUCUUUCAGAAUCUUUUUCCAAGCAAUGGAAAAGCACCAGUGUAAGAAGCAGCCGUUGGCACCACACAGGAAUUUUUUUGGAGUACCUCUUCUGAUACCAUGCUGCCUCGCUGGAGAGUUACCAGAGCUUUAUAUUUUAACGUUGCAGAGACCACAAAAAAGUUCCAUAUGCAGAGGAGAUUCACAGGCCGGGAUGGACCUCAGUAACCCUCAGGAACAGCCUGUAGCUGCAGAGGAACAAGAGGAUUUGACAGACUGUAAUCUGAAUAAAUCCCAGGAAAUGGAAAGCAUGGAUAAUGUGGAAGAUAUGAAGGAACACAAUCAGUCUAAUGAAGAAGCAGGAGAUGAUGUGAUUAAAGUGAAAGGUGAAUACAGUGAAAGAGAGGAGAGUGCUUUAAAUUCCGAGCCAAUGGAAAACCUGGAAGAAUCUGAACUGCCUUACACAUAUCCCAGAGAAUAUAACGAAUAUGAGAGCAUUAAACUGGAAAGACACUCGGGUUCAUAUGACAACGUCAGGCCAGCUAGUGGAAAGAUGAAUUGUGAUAUCUGUGGAUUAGCCUGCAUUAGCCUCAAUGUCUUGAUGGUUCAUAAGCGUAGCCACACUGGUGAACGGCCAUUCCAGUGUAAUCAGUGCGGAGCUUCCUUUACUCAGAAGGGAAACCUCCUCCGCCACAUUAAACUACACACAGGGGAAAAACCUUUUAAGUGUCACCUGUGCAGUUAUGCCUGCCAAAGGAGGGAUGCGCUUACGGGUCACUUAAGGACACAUUCUGUGGAGAAGCCAUAUAAAUGUGAGUUUUGUGGAAGGAGCUACAAGCAGAGGAGCUCGUUGGAGGAGCACAAGGAGCGCUGCCGGACUUACCUGCAGAACGCUGGCAUGUGUGAGGCUGCCAGCGUGGAGGCAAGGCACAUCAAGGCAGAGAUGGGGACUGAAAGAGCCCUUGUGCUGGACAGGCUAGCGAGCAACGUGGCAAAGAGAAAAAGCUCAAUGCCUCAGAAAUUUAUUGGUGAGAAGCGACCCACCUUCGACGUCAAUUACAACUCCAGUUUCCUGUACGAGAAGGAGAGCGAGAUGAUGCACGGGCGCAUGAUGGACCAGGCCAUCAACAACGCCAUCACCUACCUCGGGGCCGAGGCCCUGCGCCCGCUCGUGCAGACGCCGCCGGCGCCCACGGCCGAGAUGGUGCCGGUCAUCAGCAGCCUGUACCCGCUGCCGCUGCCCCGCGCCGACGUCCCCAACGGCAGCGAGGCCGAGAAGAGCCACCUCAGGGACAAGAGCCUGUCAUCCGACAGGGGCCUCUCCCCCAACAACAGCGGCCACGACUCCACAGACACUGACAGCAACCACGAGGAGAGGCCCAACCCCGCCUUCCACCAGAGCCAGGCGAUCCCAGCUCCGACCCGCAACGGCCUCCAGGCGCUGAAGGAUUUCCCGAGGCCGUACGAGAUCAUCAAGCCGCCCGCCAUCUGCCCGCGCGACGCCUUCAAGGUCAUCAACAAGGAAGGGGAGGCCAUCGGCGCGUACCGCUGCGACCACUGCCGCGUGCUCUUCCUGGAUUACGUGAUGUUCACCAUCCACAUGGGCUGCCACGGCUUCCGCGACCCCUUCGAGUGCAACGUCUGCGGCUACCGCAGCCACGACCGCUACGAGUUCUCCUCGCACAUAGCUCGGGGAGAGCACAGGGUGCUGCUCAAGUGAAAGGACAGCUUCUCCAAGGUCAAGGGAUGUGUUUUUAGUUGGAGGGGAGGCUCGGUCGGUUGGGGUUUUAAUUAGUGUAAUGAAAUUUCUUGAGUAUUUUUCUAGGCCGGUUUUAAGCGUGUCACAAGGUGACGCCUUUUUAAAUUUCUUUCCUGGUAAUUCAGUGUUCUGUAGCAUCUCUGCCUGGCUGCUGUGGUGAGUGGGACUGUGGGAAACACCAGAAGCAGAGACUGGUUUUGAUAUGAACAUUAUUUUUCAGAAUCUUCAGAGCCAUUUAUGAUGUUUUCAAUUUUUAACUUGUGUUUGUUUUUAUAGAGUUUGCUUUAAGUCAGCACAAAAGGUUUUCAUGCCAAUUCCCCUGCUCAUUCAGGUGAAUAGUCAGAGGUGGGUUGGAGGAGCUUUUCCCAGUUAUAAUCCCAGUGGUUUAUCACCAAACCGAGGAAAAGAGGGCAGGAAAAGGGAGGGAUUAUAAAUUCCUCUUUAAAGCUUUUCCCCUAAGCCCUAACAAGAGCGUGGCACACUUUCAUUUUCUUACCCCACUGCUGAUUUUCUUUAAAGUUACUCAGUAAGAGGAAAAUAAGAAAUGACACCUCUUUGGGGUUGGGAUUUUUUAACAGUACGUAUUUUUGGGAUACCCAGCGAGGUCCCUGGAUGGCUCAUCCAUGUGGCCUGGAGGAAAUCCCAAUUUUCAUUGGUGGAAACUCCUCCUUUCUGAUGGCUGCCGAGAACGAGGACGAAGCUGUGCUGUGUGCUGUGCCUCUGUCCCACUGCAGCCAUGUGGCCGUGCCAUCUGUGUCCCCACAGGGUGGCCCUGGCUGGCUGUGGACAGGUGAGACCCCGGGCAGGGCUGUGAGAGCCACCCCAGGACAGCCCUCGGGGGGUGCUGCUCCACACCCUGAGCAGCUGCCAUCCCUUUGAAAUUGGUUUUUACAACUUCUCUUUGAAUUUCCCCAUGGCCCCACAGCUGUGUUGGUGUCCCUGGGCUGGAGAGGGGAUUGGUAACGGCUUUGCUGAGUGAAGGUUUAAUCUUUUUGCGAAAUAUUUUUGUAUCCCGUAGUUAGGAGUGUUCUGAUGGACUUUCUGCAUCCCUUGUGUGGUUUGAGAGCUGUGUUGCUUUUGUGUUAGCCCUGCUGAUCCAAUCACUUCCCUGAGGGAAGGCUGAAGAGCUGAGGGUCAAGAAAUACUGAAAUUCAUCCCUCCCUUUGAGUUCUUUUGGCUCAAUUAUUUCCUCCCUGAAUUUUAAGGUACAAAAUAAGAAAUUUAUAUUCGUGUUUUCCACUAAAGGUGGACUUGGAGAGGGAUAAAUCAGCCUGCAGUGUGUCUGAGUAUCCAGGGUGCUGUGGAAGUGCUAAUCCAGGAUCCUGCUGUCCCUGGGGUUGAGGAGAACCCUUCUGCUGUUUUGUGUGGAGCUGCAAAGCAGGUUUGGGAUGUUUCCCAGAGCUCCAUCAUGAGCAAGGUGCAUGUUGGCUCUCCCCAAACGAACACCUCUGUCACAAUGUGACCAAUGCUCCUCCUGUGAUGCUGCAGCUCCACCAAGGAUCAGCCCCAAGGACCAAGCUUUGGGGUCCAGAAAAGAGAGGGAAAGGGAGUGAGAGAAUUCCCAGAGAACAAAGAGAAGGUUCCACUGCUGUCCUGACAUUUCUAAGUCCAACAUUUUUAGGACAUUGUGGUUGUCUUUAUCAAUUUCUAAUUUUGUGAUAAGCUUGCUUUUCAAAGGCUUCAUUUUCAAAACCAAAGAAUUGUCAAUAAAUGAAUAAAAUAUUUAAAUAA